AUGACCGUCAAGAUCCCUUUCAGCCUUAAAUCGGUGACCCUCCGCCCCCACAACGAAGUCCCUUCCGACUUAGGAACUGAAUGUAAGCAUUCUGCCGGCUCCAUCUCUCCCAGGCUUGGCACGAGCCAUUCCACACCCAGAAAGAACCCCAGGUUGAGCCCCGCCCACUCCCGGGCCGCGUUCGGUCUCCCUGGUAACGCCUUGGCUACAACAGCAGUACUGAAGAAGUCGGAGGCGAAGUCAGAGGCUGACGGACCGUGGAUGGCUGCUUACACUCAAGCUGAAUGUGUUAUAAAGAAUAUCAUUCGAGAAAUAGGACAAGAAUGUGCACACUAUGGAGAAUCUGUUUCCGAAACUCUCGUGGCUUUUAUGGUGAAAGCUGUGGUUUUGGAUCCAAGCAAUGGUUUCAACAUGGAUCGAAACCUUACCAGAGCUGAUGUUCAGAAACUUGUUAAGUUAUGUGUUAAUAGGCUACUGGACAAAAAAAAUCCAUCUCUGGACACAAUUAAAAUGCAAGUUUACUUUGAUAUGAAUUACACAAACCGAGGAGAGUUCCUUGAUGAACAUCAUCGAGUCCUAGAAUCCAGACUAGGCAUCGUUAGCAGAGAAAUCACAGAUAAUCGGGCCCGUACUCGAGAAGAAUUAGAGAGCCUUUACCGGAAGAUUGUCAGCUACAUUUUACUGCGUUCUGGUCUUGGAUCACCUACUGAUAUCAAAGUUGUCAGAGAGGCAACAGUGCCUGCUAUUCUGAAUGAAGCUAUUCCAGCCACCACCCAACAUAUUGAUGCACAGCUUCAAACUUCUCAGGAAGAGGCAUACCAAUACACAGCUAUCUUGGAGAAAUUGUUAGAGAACCCACUUAAAAUGAAAGAGCUUGAAGACUUAAAGAUAAAAGAAGCCCUGUUUAAUUUGAGACAAUAUGAGAUUUUCCUUAAUAUAAUUUUGUCUGACAUAAUUACCUGCGCUCAAGAAGUCGAAAUGAUGAUAAAGCAAUUAGGAGCACAAAUGGAACAAUUAAAAAUGACCGUACAAGCAAAGACUGCUGUACCAACAUCACAAGUCUAUCCUAUAUUUAUUGCGCUUUCUAGCUUGUGGACCAGUUUUCAGGAUGAAACCGUAUUACUUAGUGUUCUGAGUAAUUUAACCACUCACCUUGCACCGUUCCUAGGAUAUCAUGAAGAGCUCUUUAAUACACAAAUUAUCCAAGAACUUCUUGACGAAGUGGAAAUAAAAAGUGAUGUGCAUAGGAUAAAGGAAAGCAUGGGAACCAAAGUAAAUAUAAAUGAUUUCAAGAAGUUAGAUUGGAUUUUCCCAGAAACCACAGCAAAUUUUGACAAAUUGCCAAUUCAGUACCGGGGAUUUUGUGGUUACACAUUUGCUGUAAAAGAUGGACUACUCGUUCCAGGAAAUCCAGCUAUUGGAAUUUUGAAAUAUAAAGAGAGAUAUUACACUUUUAGUUCCAAAGAAGCUGCAUAUACUUUUGCAGAAAAUCCAGAUAAAUACAUUGAGUUAAUUGGAGAAAAGGCAAAAAAGUGUGCAGAACUAAUUCAGCUAUUGGAACUUCACCAGCAAUUUGAAACUAUGAUUCCAUAUACUCAGGUGAAAAUUAUCGACAGACAUAUAAAACCAAUAACAAAGUGUGAAAGUAGCACACAGACGGAUACACAUAUAAUGCCACCAACAAUUAUAAAAGAUUAUGAAUGGAACGAAUGGGAACUAAGAAGAAAAGCUAUAAAACUGGUUUGUAGCAAUGUUAUCUAA
Molecule: messenger RNA, 1761 nt
Organism: Gracilinanus agilis (Agile Gracile Mouse Opossum)
Lineage: Eukaryota; Metazoa; Chordata; Mammalia; Didelphimorphia; Didelphidae
Gene: CFAP206
Product: cilia and flagella associated protein 206
Exons: 11
Coding region: 1-1761 (586 amino acids)
Biological process (GO): regulation of cilium beat frequency; regulation of flagellated sperm motility; sperm axoneme assembly
Cellular component (GO): ciliary basal body; axoneme
Source: RefSeq, a predicted model, not a curated record